This is a messenger RNA of Medioppia subpectinata, 1410 nucleotides long. Lineage: Eukaryota; Metazoa; Arthropoda; Arachnida; Sarcoptiformes; Oppiidae. The record is from the annotation of a GenBank genome assembly.
AUGGCAAAAAAUGCGUUACCCCCGGGUCCUAUUGGACUACCAUUUAUCGGGUAUAUGCCAUUUCUUAAGGGCGAGCCCUCCAGAGUGUUCGUACAAUUGGCCAAAAAAUACGGACCAGUUUUUGGCCUGCAAAUGGGUUCGCAACCAGUGGUGGUUCUCAACGACUGGCCGUCAAUAAAAGAGGCACUUUCUCACAAUUCGGCUCUACAUCGGCCUAAACACAACUUCUUUAACACUGCAUUUCCUGCGGGGUUUGCGGCAAUUAGUGGCGACGACUGGAAAGUACAAAAACGGUUUACUUUCCAUCAGUUAAAAAAUCUUGGUUUUGGUAAGACAUCGAUGGAGGACCACAUCAUCGAUGAGAUCAAUCAUAUGUGUCAAGUGUUGGACGCGAAAGAGGGACAGGAACUUGAGUUCAGGACUAUAUUCCCGAUUAGUGUUUCAAAUAAUGUAAAUUCCCUUAACUUCGGGCGACGUUUUGAUUAUACGGACAGUAAAAAGAAAGCGAUCGAUGAGUUCCUGAAAAUGGACCCGAGUAUUAACAUAACAGGGUUCAUUGCCUUUUAUCCCAUUUUAGCACGAUUUCUAUUGAAAUAUCUAACAUUUCUAUUGCCCUCAUCUCUACAAAACACUACUAAUAUUGUUAAGGGAGUGACAGAUAUUAUCAGGACUGAAUACGAAACACAUGUGAAAACAUUUGAUGAAAACAAUAAUAGGGAUUAUUUAGAUGCUUUUAUCGCUGAAUUGCGAGUGAAUAAGCAUGACAAUAUGCUGGCGGGAAAUGCCUUUGAUUUGUUUAUUGGCGGCUCGGCUACUGUAUUGAUGACCCUCGAGUGGGCGCUAUUGGUUUUGGCCACUAAUCCACAAAUACAACAACACUUACACAAAGAGAUUGAUGACGUGAUCGGCGGUGAAAGGAGUCCUACGUUUGCCGAUAAAAACCAAAUGCCUUUUUUACAGGCAUUCAUUGCGUCUAAAGAUAUGGUAAUCUCAGGAUUCAAAAUACCAAAAGACACUCAAAUUUUGGUCAACUUCUGGGCCAUUGAUAACGACCCAAACCUUUGGGAUAAUCCAUCGGAAUUCAGACCCCAAAGGUUUCUCAGCGAAAAUCUCAAGACAUUCAAAAAACCCGAGCAUUUGAUACCAUUUUCAUACGCUUCACUAAUGCAAAGGUGUUGUGCAUUAGGGAAGAGGUCGUGUCCGGGAGAGGGCUUAGGAGUUGUCGAAGUGUUUCUAUAUCUGAGUUCUUUGCUUCAGAAAUACGACAUCAAAGCCAACCAUAAAACCGAUCAAAACCUUGAAUAUGAGUUUCAUCUGUUAAUCACUCCGAAACACAAUACUGUCUUCAAUAUCACUAAAAGACACAAAACAACGUUUCGCAGAGCGGAUGAAUCGGGUAAACGCGGGUAG